Polypterus senegalus (gray bichir) is the source of this 168-nucleotide messenger RNA. Lineage: Eukaryota; Metazoa; Chordata; Cladistia; Polypteriformes; Polypteridae. The record is from the annotation of a RefSeq genome assembly.
AUGCCGCAACUUAAUCCAGACCCCUGAUUUAUUAUUUUAAUUUUUACAUGAACUGUUUUUUUAACUAUUCUUCCAAACAAGGUCAUUAUACACAAAACUCCUAAUGAACCCCUCACCAAAGACCCUUCAAGCCUUCUAACAGAAAUCUGAUCCUGACCAUGACAUUAA